AUGGGUGUUCUGUCUCAGCCAGCAUUGAACCAGUGUUUCCUUCUCAAACCAUGCAAGUCCACGCCCUUGUUCACGGGGAUUCCUGUGGUCGACCUCACCCACCCCGAUGCCAAGACCCUCAUAGUGAAGGCCUGUAGGGACUUCGGCUUCUUCAAGCUCGUCAACCACGGUGUUUCAUUCGAGUUAAUGGCCAGUUUGGAACACGAAGCCCUCAGAUUCUUUAAAAAAACUCAGUCCGAGAAAGAAAGGGCUGGUCCCGCCGACCCUUUUGGCUACGGUAACAAGAGGAUUGGCCGUAACGGCGAUGUCGGUUGGGUCGAAUACCUCCUCCUUAACACCAACCCUGACUCACCUAAAUCACUCUUAGUUUUCCGAGAAAAUCCUCACCAUUUCAGGACGGUGGUGGAGAAGUACAUUACAGCGGUGAAGAACAUGUGCUAUAAGGUGUUGGAAUUGAUGGCGGAGGGGUUGGGCAUAGGGCAGAUGAAUGCGUUAAGCAGGUUCGUGAAGGAUGAGAAGAGUGAUUCGUGCUUCAGGAUGAACCACUAUCCACCGUGCCAUGAGGUGCAAGCACUGAACCGGAAUUUGGUUGGGUUUGGGGAGCACACAGACCCUCAGAUAAUUUCUGUCUUGAGAUCUAACAGCACAUCAGGCCUGCAAAUCUGUCUCCCAGAUGGCACUUGGGUUUCAGUCCCACCUGAUCAGACUUCCUUUUUCAUCAAUGUUGGUGACACUCUACAGGUAAUGACUAAUGGGAGGUUUAAAAGUGUAAAGCAUAGGGUUUUGGCUGACACAACGAAGUCAAGGUUAUCAAUGAUCUACUUUGGAGGACCAGCGCUGAGUGAAAAGAUAGCACCUUUACCUUCAUUGAUGUCAGAGGGAGAGGAGAGUUUGUAUAAAGAGUUCACAUGGUGGGAAUACAAGAAGGCUGCGUACGCGUCAAGGCUAGCUGAUAAUAGGCUUGCCCCUUUUGAGAAAUCUGCUGCCGAUUAA
Molecule: messenger RNA, 993 nt
Organism: Sphenostylis stenocarpa
Lineage: Eukaryota; Viridiplantae; Streptophyta; Magnoliopsida; Fabales; Fabaceae
Source: the annotation of a GenBank genome assembly